CUCUCUGAGGAACAGCGUCUGGAUGUUCGGAGAGAAGUCAAAGGUCAGGAGGAAUGAGAGUGCGGAUCUGAGCGGCUGAAAGGAAUCAGACGUUUUCCAGCAAACAUGGCGGAGCGAUGGAGGUCGGCGCUGCUCCUCUGCCUGCUGAUGGCGGCCUCCAGCCUGGCCAACACCGGAACCACGGCGCCCGCCAGCACCGGGAACAACACCGAGCACGGGACGGGCACCGUCAACACGCUGCCCAUCGUAACGUGGAAAUGGCACCAUGUGGAAGUGCCGUACCUGGUGGCGCUUUGGGUCCUGGUGUGCUGGCUCUGCAAACUGGUCAUCGAGGCCAACCACAAAAUCACCAACUACAUCCCGGAGAGCGCCCUGCUCAUCUGCUUCGGCUUCAUCCUGGGCGGGAUAGUCUGGGGCGCGGACAAGGUCCAGACCUUCAAGCUCACCCCGACCGUCUUCUUCUUUUACCUGCUGCCGCCAAUCAUGCUGGACACCGGCUACAGCAUGCCCAACAAGCUCUUCUUCACCAACCUGGGCGCCAUCUUGAUUCACGCCGUCAUCGGCACGGUCUGGAACGCCGCCACGUUGGGGCUGUCGCUGUGGGGGUGCCACCAGGGCGGAGCCAUGGGCAACAUUGAAAUCGGGCUGCUGCAGUACCUGCUGUACGGAAGCCUGAUGGCCGCCGUCGACCCGGUCGCCGUCAUCGCGGUGUUUGAGCAGGUUCACGUCAACGAGGUUCUCUUCAUCCUGGUGUUCGGAGAGUCGCUGCUCAACGACGGCGUUACGGUGGUGCUUUUCAACGUCUUCGACGCGUUCGUGUCUCUUGGAGGAGGUGCAAUCGAUGCUAAGGAGAUCAUCAAGGGAAUAGUUUCCUUCUUUGUGGUGGCGUUUGGCGGUUCCCUGUUGGGCUUUGUGUUCGGCCUGCUGAUGUCUCUGUUGAGCAGAUGCACCAAGAACGUCCAGAUCAUUGAGCCGGGCUUCAUCUUCGUCCUGGGAUACUUGUCCUACCUCACCGCCGAGAUGCUGUCGCUGUCGUCCAUCCUCUCGGUCGUUUUCUGCGGCAUUUGCUGUCAGAAGUACAUGAACUCCAACAUGAACGAAAAUUCCAUCCAAACUGUCCGUUACGCCAUGAAGGUCUUCGCCAACGGCUCGGAAACCAUGAUCUUCGUCUUCCUCGGGAUCUCCGCCAUCGAUAAGGCCAUCUGGGUCUGGAACACGGGCUUCAUCCUUCUCACGCUGCUCUUCAUCCUCAUCUACAGAUUCAUCGGUGUGUUUAUCCUCACCUGGAUGCUGAACAGGUACCGACUUGUCCCGAUAAGUUUUGUUGACCAGAUAAUUAUGGGCUACGGUGGCCUGCGAGGGGCUGUGGCUUAUGGACUGGCAGUGAAUCUGAAUGAGUCGAAGAUAAAGGAGAAGAACCUGAUGGUGUGCACGACUCUCCUCGUUGUCUACUUCACUGUGAUUCUCCAGGGAGUGACGAUGAAACCUUUGGUUCAGUGGCUGAAAGUGAAGAGAGCUGAAAUUGCUGAGAUCACACUCAUAGAAAAAGUGCAGAACAAGGUGUUUGAUCACAUGCUGAUUGCUAUUGAGGAUAUUUCAGGACAAAUAGGAGACAACUACAUGAGGAAUAAGUGGAGAAACUUCGAGGAGAAGUGGAUGUCGAGGCUGUUACUGAAGCCGUCUGCGAGGAAGCAGCAGGACCACCUGUACAACGUCUUCCACCAGCUGAACCUGCAGGAUGCGAUGGAGUACGUGAAAGAGGGUGAGCGCAGAGGCUCCCUAGAGUUCAUCCGCAACGAAAGCGCGUUUGUUGACUUCAAGAAGAAGCUUGGGGAAGACUAUGAAGAGGCGAUGCCAGACAUCAUGGCGGAUAUGGCCAAUGAUCAGGGCGGAGCUUCAGCGCUGAGAAGAGACGUGUUGCCGACGGUCAGUUUGGAGAUGCACGAGCAGAACAUGAGGGGCCUCAGAGAAGCGGAGGGCAUCAACGCUCACCACCUGCUGGACCAGCAUCUCUACAAAGGCCGGAAGCAGCACCGGUACCGCUACAGCCGCAGCCACUUGGACAUCAACCAGGAUGAAAACGAGGUGCAGGAGAUCUUCCAGAGAACCAUGAGGAGCCGCCUGGAGUCCUUCAAGUCUGGGAAGAUGGGCGUGGCGCCACCGAAGACCAUAACCAAGCACACCAAGAGGGAGCCGCAGACAAAGAUGCCAAACGGAAAGAAUAAACCGUACCAUUCUGGGGACGAAGAUUUUGAGUUCUCAGAAGGAGACAGCGCCUCAGGCUACGAUACUUCCUUCCCCACGAGAGUCACCUACAGAGCCGGAGCUGGAAUCGAGAACCCCGCCUUCAUGCCGGACCUGGACCCCUCCUCGCCGCUGCACAUCCCCCCCUGGCUGGCGGAUGCCGGGAUGGAGGUGAAUCCAGUGGCGCCGUCGGAGCGCGCCCAGGUGAGGACACCUGGAUACCUCCACCGCCUGUCUUCCCUGCGAACCAACACACGGUCCGGUGAGACCGCCCAGGACCGGGACCUGCCAACACCCCCACCUCACAGAGACGAUGACCACCUGUAGCGCCCCCACAGGAACAGGAAAUGACUUCAGACUUUGCAUCAAUGCCAGGAUGUCAACCGGAGAAUCAGCGACUCAACUGAAACUGCUUCUGGAGUUUCCUGUCCCUGAAUGUGACGUAGAAACCUUUAAAAAGGAAGUUAUGGUUUUAAGGAGGGUUUAUGAUUAGAGGGACAUAAAAUCAAAUCUAUGAUCUGAAUUUCUGUUUGUUUUAUUAUUUUUUUGCUGAGAGCUUAAUAUAAAACUGCUGUAAAAACGUCUGAUGUAUGAUAAAGACAGUUUUAUGUAUUUAUUUCAGUUUGUAAAGCCAGACAUGCAGAGGACAGCACUCAAAAUUUAAUCCAUGUGUGAAUGAAAAUAUCCUUUAGAAAUAAAAGUGAAUAACGUUUUG
Xiphophorus maculatus (southern platyfish) is the source of this 2959-nucleotide messenger RNA. RefSeq names its product sodium/hydrogen exchanger 3-like. Bases 106 to 2571 code for a protein of 821 amino acids. The record is from RefSeq and is a predicted model, not a curated record. Gene Ontology annotation, cellular component: apical plasma membrane; brush border membrane. The transcript has 16 exons. Gene Ontology annotation, biological process: proton transmembrane transport; sodium ion transport; regulation of pH. NCBI's taxonomy places the organism in Eukaryota, Metazoa, Chordata, Actinopteri, Cyprinodontiformes, Poeciliidae. Gene Ontology annotation, molecular function: sodium:proton antiporter activity.